UGUAAAAAAAAUAUUAUCAUUGCUCUGUUCUUUUGUUCUGAUUUUUUUUGAAGAAUGUACCCGAUUACGUCGUCUUCUUCAGCCUGAUUUCUUAGCUUCUGGUUGAGUUUUCAUCGGAAGAAGAUUUUUCUUGGGGAUGGCUAAAUCUAGAAACUUUUGCUGGGUUUAAUGCGAUCUGAAGGGAUGGAGUCAGAUUUAAGGAGAUGAAAUUCAUUCAUUGACUUCAAAAUUUCUGCAUAGUCUGGAUUCUGUUUUUUCGGUUGCUGAGAAAAUGGGCAGGAAAUUGAACCUGUUCUUGAUUUUGUUCAUGGGGGCAGUUUUCUCUUCCAUUACUGCUGACCCAGUUGAAGAUAAGGAAGCAUUACUGGAUUUCCUUCAUAAAGUUCAUCAAUCUCGAUCGAGACCGAUUAAUUGGAAGAAGAAUACCACUGUGUGUGGUCAAUGGAUCGGAGUGACCUGCAGCAGUGACCAAUCUAGAGUUGUGGCUCUCCGGCUGCAAGGGAUGGAACUCCAGGGCUCUAUUCCAGCCAACACUCUCAGCCGGCUCUCAUCUCUUCAGUUUCUGAGUCUUAGAUCCAACGCUUUUUCAGGUAGUUUGCCGGAUUUCUCAGCUUGGAAUAAUCUUACCAUUGUUGAUCUCUCCAACAAUGACUUCAAUGGAAGCAUCCCUCCUUCAGUUUCAAACUUGACUCACCUUGUAGCUUUGAAUCUUUCCAACAAUUCACUUUCUGGCGGCAUUCCUGAUCUGAACAUCCCUAGUCUUCAACAGCUGGAUUUAUCCAACAAUAAUCUCACUGGGGUUGUACCAAUGUCUCUUCGAAGAUUCCCAAUUUCUUCAUUUUCAGAUAACAAAAUUUCCCCGGAAAUUGCCCCUCCUCCGGCCUUGCCUAGCCAGCCACCUGGAGAACAACCAGCAAGGAAAGCCAGAAAGCUCAGUGAGCAAGCCCUGCUGGGGAUUGUCCUAGGAGGCAGCGUACUUGGGUUUUUGUUGGUCGCUCUUUUGAUGAUCCUGUGUUACUAUAAGAAAGAAACGGAACAAGAAGGAGAAAUGACCAUAAAGUUUCAAAAGAAAGAUGUCUCUGCCAAGAAAAAGGCUUCUGAGAGUCAUGAUGAGAACAACAGGCUUGUAUUCUUUGAGGAUUGCAAUCUUGCAUUCGACCUGGAAGACUUGUUGAGAGCAUCCGCAGAGGUGCUUGGGAAGGGAACAUUUGGAGUAACAUACAAGGCAGCAUUGGAGGAUGCAAUCACAGUUGCAGUGAAGAGGUUGAAAGAGGUGACCGUGCCUAAACGGGAGUUCGAGCAGCAGAUGGAAGUGGUGGGGAGUAUCAGGCAUGAGAAUGUGUCUGCUCUGAGGGCAUACUUUUAUUCAAAGGAUGAGAAGCUUGUUGUUCAUGAUUUCUAUGAACAGGGAAGUGUGUCUGCAAUGCUACAUGCUAAAAGAGAAGGAAGAGGGACUUUAGACUGGGAAACUAGGCUAAAAAUAGCAGUUGGUGCAGCUAGAGGCAUUGCUCAUAUCCACACACAAAAUGGUGGGAAGCUUGUUCAUGGAAACAUAAAAGCUACCAACAUUUUACUCACUUCUCGAGGGUUUGGCUGUGUAUCAGAUAUUGGGUUAGCGACAUUGAUGAGUACAAUGCCUCCACCAACAAUUCGUGCUGCAGGUUAUCGUGCCCCGGAAGUAACGGACUCCCGGAAAGCAACUCAAGCAUCUGAUGUAUACAGUUUUGGGGUACUAGUACUGGAGCUCCUCACUGGGAAGUCGCCAACACUUGCCACGGGUGGGGAUGAGGUUGUUCACUUGGUGAGAUGGGUGAACUCAGUGGUUAGGGAAGAGUGGACUGCAGAAGUGUUUGAUGUGGAACUUUUGAAGUUUCCCAACAUCGAGGAGGAAAUGGUGGAGAUGUUGCAGGUAGGGAUGCGUUGUGUGGCAAAGAUGCCAGACCAGAGACCGAAGAUGCAGGAGGUAGUCAGGAUGCUGGAAGAGAUUCGAGGAGGUUGGUCGCCAGAAACUAAAUCUGAAAUUUCAGGUUCAACCCCAGUUCAGCGGACACCUGAAAUAGGAUCAUCUUCUUCUGUUCCAGUUCCUUUGUGAAAUUUUCAUAAAAUUCUCAUCAUUUUGGCAUUUGUAGAUGGUUUUGUUUGACUUGGUUCGAUUGUCUAAGUUUUCCGUUGUGUGCAUUUGGAAUUUUAUGGUAUUUUUUAUUUUGUUGAUUCAGGGAAUUUUAUGGCACCGAUCAUAUAUAUUAUUGAGAUAAAAAAAAUUUAUUUUA
Messenger RNA from Rubroshorea leprosula, 2270 nucleotides. The record is from the annotation of a GenBank genome assembly. Lineage: Eukaryota; Viridiplantae; Streptophyta; Magnoliopsida; Malvales; Dipterocarpaceae.